Messenger RNA from Dromaius novaehollandiae (emu), 1564 nucleotides. RefSeq names its product epithelial stromal interaction 1 (gene EPSTI1). The record is from RefSeq and is a predicted model, not a curated record. NCBI's taxonomy places the organism in Eukaryota, Metazoa, Chordata, Aves, Casuariiformes, Dromaiidae. The coding region runs from base 31 to 957 and encodes 308 amino acids. The transcript is spliced from 12 exons.
CUCUCUGACAAGACAGGACACUUCUGUGCAAUGUCUAGGGUUGGAGGAGGCAGAGGAGGAAGCAGGUAUGGGACGGCUUCUGCCUCCAGUGCUCCCUUUUCCUCUAGGGGUUACCUCAAGGAAGACUGUGAAAAAACAGGGGGAGCCGAAAAACCCCAGAAGGUGAUGAUACCUGAAAAGGAGCAAGCAGGCCAAGCAGCAGUCCACCAACAACAGCAAGAGCAGUAUGUCAGCCCGUAUAUCUUGAUAACUCCUAAUGAAACAAGAAGAAACCAGUUGCAGCAAAUUGCUAAGAAAGAGCUAGAUGACCUGGAGAGGUGGAAAGAAGAACACAGGCCAGGGCCAAUUAAGUUGACUCCACAGAGACUGGGUGGAAAAGAAUCAGAGACUCAAGCAAGGCAAAAACAACAGAUGAUGCUCAUGCAAUCUAAAUACCAACAAAAGUACAAGAGAGAAGAAUACAUAAGAACAAAAAAGGCAGCUGAAGAAGCUGAAAUCCUGAAAAAGAAAGUAAUUCAAAGAGAAAAGGCAGAGAGGCUUGAAGCUAAGAAAAGGCAAGGAGAAAUGCAGAGAAGAGAGAUGUACUUUGAAGAUGAAUAUUACAAAACCAAUGAAUUAUUGAACAGAUUGGACUUGGGUUUGCCAAAGAGUGAUUCCUGUCAGAUUGUGAAUCGUGGCCUAGAAUCUACAGCAUGGACUAGAAGCCAUACUUACAAGCAAGCUCUUCGAGACGAUGAAAACAGAAAAUUAGAGGAAAUGAAGCAAGAACAACGGAGGAAGGCUGAGUUAAUGGAAUUUAAGCAAAAGCAGGAAGAGGAAGCCCGAACAAGAGCACACCAAAAUGAACAGAGGAGGGUAAAUAAUGCUUUUCUGGACCGACUACAGAACAAAAUGCAAGCUAAUAGCAUCUAUCAACCUGAAUAUGCUAGGAGUCGGGACUACUUCAGUAACAGCUGAUGGGGGUCAAACUAUCUGGAAUAAAGGAUCGGUGUUGCUCAAAGCAUAUUGGAGGAAUAUUCACUUUUAUCCAGCCUUGGCCAAAUGACCUUGUAAAAGCUUCAAGAAAGUGCUCUUUUAUCAUGGCUUUUAUUUUAUUUUAUUUUUUUCUUCUUACCCUGACUUCAACUUCACACCCACUUCAUGAGCAAUCUGCAGAGACUGGUUUCUAGCUGUCAUUAUUCACGCAUAUUUGAAGAAGCUGAUUAUGAAAGUCCUAUUUAAUUUUUAAUAAGUGAAUGUGUCAUUUUUUCAUAAAUUGUUUUGCCUCUUACAGAAUGCAAUUAUCCCAGUUAUUGGGAUCUCAGAAAAAGAAGAUGUUAGGGCUUACAGAAGCUGCAGGAAUAACAAUGUGUAUGUUUUGUUCUGUACCCAGGCAAAAACUUCUCAGGGACCUGAACUGAAGUAGCUGAUGAGUGGGGGGAGGGAGGGCGGAGGGUUGUUUUUAUUCAUGUUGUUGUUUAUUAACUAUUAUAUUUAACAGCAAAGGCUCGAGAAGAAGCAAGUGUAUAUAUUGUAGAUUGAAUCUUUCGAAUGUUUUUUAAAAAGUACAACACCCAUGAGAAAU